Molecule: messenger RNA, 1591 nt
Organism: Ooceraea biroi (clonal raider ant)
Lineage: Eukaryota; Metazoa; Arthropoda; Insecta; Hymenoptera; Formicidae
Product: chromobox protein homolog 1
Cellular component (GO): nucleus
Source: RefSeq, a predicted model, not a curated record
AACGUUGUCGGAGCCAACAAAGCGUCUUUAUGUAUGUUACGUGUUCGGAGUCCCGAUUCCAUCCCCACCACAUACUACCGCGUGCUGUAAGAAUGCCAUUUCUGACAACACUGGUCGGGACACGUAAACAUACAUAAAAACGCUUUGUUGGCUCUAAGUAACUCACAACGGACGUAAAUAACGUACUGAUAACUUGUAGUGUUGUGUAGUGAAAGUCAAUUUAUAAUAAUGUCUAAAAGAUUUGACAGAAACCUGGAACCCGAACGUAUUAUCGGUGUGACAGGUUCCACCGGCGAGUUGAUGUUCUUGAUGAAAUGGAAACGAAUAGAUGAUUCGAAUAUGGUACCUGCGCGUAUCGCUAAUGAAAAAUGUCCACAGAUUGUCAUUAAGUUUUACGAGGAACGACUCAUAUGGCCCCGUCCCGCUCAUCAGGGCGAAAGCUCUACGAAACCUGAUCCAGAGUAACGUUCAGCCUUCCGAUAUGCAUAUACUGCGCGACUUAGAAUAUGUUGCAUUUAGCGAGAUUUGUUAACCGCGAACAACAGAAGAAAUGAACAACUCGUGAACUCAUCUGUCAUCAGUGCACAUUGCAAAUUAAUAUAGAUUUAACGUUUUCGUAUAAGCUUUGAGAAGUUUAUUAAUAACAAUACAUAAUUACCUAUUUUUGGAUUGUAAAAACGCGAGUUUUCAUAAAGCAAUUUUAUAAUAUUAUUGACAUGUGCAUAUCCAAACAUUUCUUUCAAUUAUUUCUUUAAGUAUAUGUAUUCGUCAAACAUCUACUUCACAGUUGCAAUAAUUUAUGCGAAUUGUACGCUUUCUUAUUCUUUCUUGUCUUAAUAUAUUUUUUAAUAUAUAUUAACAUUAUGCUACCAAACUUAUACCACUUACCUACCUUUCAAAUUUCUAACGAAAAUAAAUAAUCUGAAAUAUACGUGUUAGUUAAUUGACAUACAAGUUUUGCGUUAAAAGUGAGUAUAUUUUUAUGAUAUAUUUGUAAUGACAACUUCAUAACUGUAUAAUCAAAUGCAAUAAUAUCCAAUUAUUGAUCUUUCAUAGGUAUUUGAAAAUCUAAUCUAUAAUCUCUUCCAUUUUUAAUUUCCUCUAUUAGUAAAAUCGUAUAAAAAACAUUAUCAAACAAACAAAAAUGAAAUGGAUAAGGGUUAUAGAGAGUGGCUUAUGCAAUAUUCCACUUAUUUUUAAUAUUAUAUCCUUGCACAUUUUUACCUCUAUUCCACUUUCUGUAAUACUAUCCAAUACAGAAAACAAACACGAAGAAAAAGCGUAGAGUAGGAGGAAACCUUAAAUUUCUAUCAAAGGUCAAUAAAAAUCGAAUGGCAUUAUUGCAUUCCAUUUUAAAAUACAAAUAUUUUAAUACUUAUUACUAAUUACUGAAACUUUUAUAUAUGUAAUACGAUUGCGAGACAAAAAUUUUAGUAAUAUAAAAUAAAGAAGGAAUACUUUUUAUGUUAGUACAAAAGAAUUAGCUAUGUGUGUACUCUCCAGUGAUUAAUAUAUAAAGAAACAUUGUUAGCUCACCAUAACUUUUCAAAUCUCACAAGAGAAACAUUAAAUAUACGGAUAUUAUUAAUAA